UGGUAAGAGGAAAUGCUGGGCCACUGGCCAGUGAGGAGGAAUUACGUUUUUCACCUGCUACAGAGCUCUGCACCAUUCAAUGUGUAGAAUCAAUAUGGAGUCACUACCUAGUAGCUCCUUUGUUGGGACUCGACGGUCAGUCUGACAGGAGUAAACUGCCUUCACCUAUGGCCAAUCUGGAGAGAAAUAACAAAAUCCUGUUCGAUUUGGUGCGGCAGCCCGGCAACAACUUGUGCGCUGACUGUGGAGCUCCUGAGCCUGACUGGGCCUCCUACACUCUCGGGGUUUUUGUGUGCCUGAGCUGCUCAGGGUUGCAUCGUAAUUUGCCUGCUGUCAGCAGAGUGAAAUCCAUACGUCUGGAUCGCUGGGAAGAUUCACUAGUGGAGUUCAUGCAGGAGAGGGGAAAUUCUGCAGCCAAAGCCGUUUAUGAGAAGUGUGUGCCUGCCUUCUUCUACCGGCCACAGGAGAAAGACUGCGUUGUGCUUAAGGAUCAGUGGAUCCGUGCAAAGUAUGAAAGAAGAGAAUUCACGGGAGAAAACUGCUUUCAGCAAGCUUACAGUGCUGACCUGUUUGAGUCAACGGUAUGGAAGAAGGGCAAAGACAACAAGCAGUUUCUGAAGAGGAUCUUCCUGCUGUCCAGGAAGGACUUCACCCUCAGAUACUUCAUUAAAGAGGAUGCCAAGGUUCCCAAAGCUGUCAUCUCCAUGAAGGAUCUGAAUGCAGGUUUCCAGCCGGAGAAGAUCAGUCACGCUCACGGUCUGCAGAUCUCCUACCUGCACGACGAACGGAUGAGGAAUCUGUUUGUUUAUCACGAGAACGGACAGGUCAUCGUAUCCUUGUUCAAUGCUAUCAGGGCGACACGCUUGGCAUACCUCCAGAAGAAACACCCCACUCUUCGUGAUAAUGAAUUAAUACCUCAGAUAACAACACAUUGCCUGAAGGAGGGCUACAUGGAGAAAACUGGCCCGACGCAACGGGAGCCAUUCAAGAAGAGGUGGUUCACUCUGUGCUCCGUAAACAGAAAGCUCCUCUAUUUUAAGACCCCACUGGAUGCCACAGAGCUGGGUGCCGUCUUCAUCGGCACAGAGAGCCAUGGCUACUCUGUUUCGGACAGCAGUGGGCGGUGCACGAGGGGAAGCCGCUGGCACUGGGGCAUCACGCUGCAGACUCCAGGCAGGCAGUUUGUGUUUAUGUGUGAGCAGGAGCAGGAGCAGAGGGAGUGGCUGGAGGCCUUCAGAAAGGUCAUCUCUCAACCCAUGACCCCAGAGGACUACGCGAAUGAAGCCAACUUGAGAAGGGGGAAGUGACUGGAAGAGCCUUACCUGCUGGUUUGCAGGAGUCCAGGAUGCAAUAAGUAUCCUUUUGGGACAUAGCAGACUGAAAGCCUGACUCCCACAAGAUGCUCCUGAACCUGUCAGUGGAAAGUGGACACUAACUCUCUGUUUAACUGGCAGGACUGCGUGACACCACUGACGAAUGACCAGCUCUGACAGUGUCUGGGAUUACAAUGUGACAUUUUGGAGAAGCAAUAUCUCUUGAAUUUAGUGUCAUUGCCACAAUGACACCACAUAAAAGAAUUCUUCGUAAUGCAUUAUGAAUACACUGGAACCCAAUAUUGUAUUUAUUAAGAAUAAGGACUAGAUUUUUUUUUACAUAAUUCUAGGUUUUUGUACUGUAUGUUGUAUGCUACACGUUUAACUCAAUUUGCACAUUUUGAAAAGAUUCAUUUUAUCUUUCUCACACACUUUCAUUUUAGCUGUCUGUAUGUACCUCUGUGAAUCUGAACACUCUUUAUGAUUUUAAUAAA
Molecule: messenger RNA, 1807 nt
Organism: Chelmon rostratus (copperband butterflyfish)
Lineage: Eukaryota; Metazoa; Chordata; Actinopteri; Chaetodontiformes; Chaetodontidae
Product: arf-GAP with dual PH domain-containing protein 1-like
Exons: 11
Coding region: 168-1307 (379 amino acids)
Biological process (GO): positive regulation of GTPase activity
Cellular component (GO): intracellular membrane-bounded organelle; plasma membrane
Molecular function (GO): GTPase activator activity; phosphatidylinositol bisphosphate binding
Source: RefSeq, a predicted model, not a curated record